CUGAUGAUCGGUGGGAUGAGGAUGACGGAUAUGAAGGCGAAUAUCAGGCGAAGGACUCAAGAUGGACAUUGGACUCUCCAAAACAAUACGCAACAAUAGGAACAAUGUCGAGCAUUCUCGAAAAGCUUUUCUCUUUGAACGGCCGUACGGCUGUGGUGACUGGAGGCACCAGAGGCAUCGGCCAGGCCAUGGCCGUAUCGCUGGCGGAAGCAGGCUCAGAUAUCAUUCUCAUCCAAGUAAGCGUGGCCCCCCUGAGAUGGACAACAAUAGCACACCGAUGCCUGUUUCUAACACCACAGCAGAGAGACGAAAGCAACACGGAAACUAAGAAGCAAAUCGAGGCAAUCAGCAGGACGGCCACCGUCUACACAGCAGACCUGUCCAACCAAGCCCAAGUAGAAGGCCUGACGCAACGGAUCCUCGCCGACGGCCACGACGUCAGCAUCCUCGUCACCUGCGCCGGCAUUCAGCGCAGACACCCGGCCCACCGGUUCCCCAUGGGCGACUGGGACGAGGUGCUGCAGGUCAACCUCAAGACGGUCUGGACCCUCUGCCGCGACCUGGGCGCCUACAUGCUCACGCGGCCACCCAACCCGGCCACCGGCCACCGCGGCAGCAUCAUCAACGUCGCCUCGCUCGUCAGCUUCCAAGGGGGCAUCACGGUGCCCGCGUACGCGGCGGCCAAGGGCGGCAUCGCGCAGCUCACAAAGGCCCUGAGCAACGAGUGGGCGGGCCAGGGGGUCAACGUCAACGCCGUGGCGCCGGGGUACGUCGCCACGGACAUGAACGAGGCGCUCAUGGGCGACCCCGGGCGCGCGGCGGGCAUCCUGGCGCGGAUCCCCGCGGGCAGAUGGGGCACGCCCGAGGACUUCAAGGGCGCCACGGUGUUCCUCGCGGGGGCGGGGAGUCUGUACGUUUCGGGCGAGCUGCUGACCGUCGACGGGGGCUGGAUGGGCCGGUGA
Messenger RNA from Colletotrichum destructivum, 962 nucleotides. RefSeq names its product Putative short-chain dehydrogenase/reductase SDR, NAD(P)-binding domain superfamily. Gene Ontology annotation, molecular function: oxidoreductase activity, acting on the CH-OH group of donors, NAD or NADP as acceptor. The record is from RefSeq and is a predicted model, not a curated record. The coding region runs from base 105 to 962 and encodes 285 amino acids. The transcript has a single exon. Lineage: Eukaryota; Fungi; Ascomycota; Sordariomycetes; Glomerellales; Glomerellaceae.